Periophthalmus magnuspinnatus is the source of this 5468-nucleotide messenger RNA. It is a transcript of the gene glceb, whose product is annotated as glucuronic acid epimerase b. Gene Ontology annotation, biological process: heparan sulfate proteoglycan biosynthetic process. The record is from RefSeq and is a predicted model, not a curated record. Gene Ontology annotation, cellular component: Golgi apparatus. Lineage: Eukaryota; Metazoa; Chordata; Actinopteri; Gobiiformes; Gobiidae. Bases 445 to 2244 code for a protein of 599 amino acids. The transcript has 7 exons. Gene Ontology annotation, molecular function: heparosan-N-sulfate-glucuronate 5-epimerase activity.
GGCGCUGGAGCAAGAGCAGCACUGCCGUCAGUCCACUCUCUACAGCCGGACAAUCCACUCCUCCAGCGGGCUCAGAAGCGCUCCAGCCCCGGGCAAACCAGAACCCUUCCCCCGGACUGACGAACCGAACCGGCGGGGACACGUUUCACCGGAUUGUUUGCACUAACCCCGGUCGUUAUAUGAAGGAAAAAGUGUAGAGGAUGGGUUUCUCCUGUCGUGCCCUUGUCUCCUUGAUUUGAGAAUGUGAGGUCUUCCCAGAGGCUGUGUUCAAGCGCUUCUCCAGGGCACCAGCCUAUUUUCUGCUGUGCUGCUGCUGCUGAAGACACCACUCUCUAAUCUCAUGUAAAGCGGGAAGUGGGGGUCCAGCUGAGGACUGACCGGGGGAGGAAUGUCGGUAUGACGACCACUGCUUCUUGGUGACUGGAAAACAGGUGAGCUGUGAGGAUGCGCUGCCUGGCCGCUCGGGUCAACUACAAGACCCUCAUCAUCAUCUGCGCCCUCUUCACCCUCAUCACUGUACUCCUGUGGAACCGAUGCACCACCCACACCUCGCUGCGCUUCCUCCCUCGCAACGCCGUAGCUGCCGUGCCCCCCAGUCCCAGAGAGGGAGGGGGUGGAGCCAGCAUCAGCAGCCAGCAGCAACCACCCCAGCCCCCCGAGCCCCCUCCUGUGGUCGGGGCGGCAGCGGCAGGGAGCAGAUUUGAGGAGAUCGACUGUCUGAUCAACGAUGAGGCUACGGUGAAAGGCAGGCGGGAGGGUGCUGAAGUCUACUUCCCCUUCAGCUGGAUGGAGAAGUACUUCGAGGUGUAUGGCAAAGUAGUGCAGUACGACGGCUAUGAGCGCUUCGAGUUCCAGCACAGCUACUCUAAAGUAUAUGCGCAGAGAGAGCCCUACCAUCCCAACGGGGUUUUCAUGUCCUUCGAAGGAUACAACGUGGAGGUCCGCGAUCGAGUCAAGUGUAUCAGCGGAGUGGAAGGCGUGCCGCUCUCCACCCAGUGGGGUCCUCAGGGUUACUUCUAUGCCAUCCAGAUUGCCCAAUAUGGACUGAGCCACUACAGCAAGAACCUGACUGAGAGGGCGCCCCAUGUGGAGGUGUACGAUACUGCAGAGGAGCAUGACAGUCGGGCUAGCUCUGCCCCCUGGACCGUCCCAAAGGGGUGUGGCCUGAGUCGAGUCUUUGAGAAGAGCAGAUACACCACAGUGCGCCAGUUCAACGCUCCAGACUCUUCUGAGGGUGUGGCUCUGCAGCUGGGGAACUCCAAAGACUUCAUCCUGAGUCUGGACCUGAAGUUCAGCUCCAAUGGCAGUGUGUCUGUGGUCCUGGAGACCACUGAGAAGGGCCCCCCAUUCACCAUCCAUUAUGUGACCAGCAGCCAGCUCAUUACCUUCAGGGACCAUGACAUCACCUACGGCAUUGGACCCCGCACCGCCUGGAGCACCCUGACCAGAGACCUGCUCACAGACUUGAGGAAGGGCGUGGGGCUGUCCAACACCAAGGCUGUCAAGGCCACCAAGAUCAUGCCAAGGCGGGUGCUGCGUCUGGUCCUCCACGGCCGUGGCUCUGUGGACAAUGUGACCAUCUCCACCACAGCUCAUAUGGCGGCCUUCUUCGCUGCCAGUGACUGGUUAGUGAGGAACCAGGACGAGCGUGGGGGCUGGCCCAUCAUGGUGACCCGUAAGCUGGGGGAUGGGUUCAGACCUCUGGAGCCCGGGUGGUACUCUGCCAUGGCCCAGGGCCAGGCCAUGUCCACCCUGGUACGGGCCUAUCUGCUGACUAAAGACCAGAGCUACCUGAACUCUGCUCUCAAAGCAGUGGGGCCCUACAAGGUGCCGUCUGCACAGCACGGGGUCAAAGCAGUCUUCAUGAACAAAUACGACUGGUAUGAGGAGUACCCCACCACCCCUGGCUCCUUCGUGCUAAAUGGCUUCAUCUACUCUCUGCUUGGGCUGUACGAUGUGACAGAGACCGCUGGGGAGAGGGGGGCAGAGGCAGCUCAGCUCUUCAGCAGAGGCAUGGACUCUCUGAAGGCCAUGCUCCCGCUGUACGACACAGGCUCAGGCAGCAUCUACGACCUGAGACACUUCAUCUUAGGCACUGCCCCCAACCUGGCCCGCUGGGACUACCACACCACACACAUCAACCAGCUGCAGCUGCUCGCCUCCAUCGACAAUGCCCCCAUCUUCAAGGAUGUGGUCAGGCGAUGGAAAGGCUAUUUAAAAGGGAUCCGGGCCAAGCACAACUAGAUUGUCCUCCAGAGAGCAGACGGCAGUGGGCGCCCCUGGCAGCAGAUAGGCUGUGGUAGGCUCAUACAGAGCCAGUCAGAGCUGGGGUUUGUACUGUGACAAGCCUAGUGUAGUGUCUUCUGUGAGACUAUGGGAGGGCAUCAUGGUUGCAUCAGAUUUCAUUUUCAUCUUUGUUUGCGGUGAUCUUUCAGAUUGUAUUUUUUACAAAUGAAAACAAUAUUUACAUAGAUUAUUAAAAUCAGGAACACUGUAAAUAAGAGUAAAUAAAUUAUGAAUUAUCAGUAGGAGAAUGUUGCCAAAAAUCCUCUAACAAAAUACUUUCAUUUUCCAUAAAUGAUAAAUUGGUUUUGUUCACAUUGCACCAAAUCCCUCCUCAUAUCACAAAUAGUGGGACAGUGAAUGUUUCAGUGGAACACAGAUGCAUGGUCCCAAGCACAGGCGUGCUCUGUGUCUUCAGGUAUGGCUUAUGAGGGAGGAGUUCUCAUGUUAUUUUUAUCAAUAAGUGUUACAGCAGAGUGAAUAUUUGCGUUUACUAUCAGUACUUUAUGUUCUCUAGGUGAUGGUCAUAGACUUGUCACACACUUUGGACGGGGCAUUUGAUUUCUACCUGUUGGUAGGCCACUAUUUACACAUAACCUAAAUCAUGACCUAAAUGAUAAUCCUGUGAUAUUUCUACUAUAGCAGAGUCCAGCAGAUCUGAGAAAAGGGACAUAGUACAUACUUUGUUGUAUUUGGAAGACAAUUCAUUUUAAAGUAACUUUUUUCUUUAUUUGUUAUUUCGACAUUAAAUUACCCCCUUUUGCAUAAUUAUCCUUGUUAAAACCUUAAAAUCAGAAAGAAAUCAGAUCACAUUUAACUGUUUAUGUGACAUUUCAAUAAUCCCAUAACUCCAGAAAUCAUGUACCACAGAUAACUGAACCUCCAUUUUGAAAUAAUAUUUGCCCAAAAGACAGAAUAUGAAGGGACAUCCUCUGUACACAACACAAUGUCAACUUGGCACAAGUUCCACCAUCCAAACCAGGGCUGCACAAAAUAUUGUAAAAGUAUUGAUAUUGCAGUAUUGAACAGUCUUUUCCUCUGAAUCAGCACCACUACACAAGCCUUUUCUGUCUUAAGAGAAGCCCUGAUCUUCACCAGGAGGAAGACUGGCCUGGACUAAACUGCACAUAGGUUUUGUUCAUGUGAGCUCUUCAUAGGGCUGCCAAAAGUAUUGAAAAUCAGUUACAAAUUGAUACUAAAACUAGUACUGACACUAGAUACUCAUUUGAGGAGGUAUCAUUACUAAAAAGUCACAUUCACAGGACAGAAAUGACCCUUUCCUGAAUAGCUUUACAAUGAUCUUGAGCUCAGAAAAAGUACAAGACUAGAAUACGCCCAUGGACCACUAGGGAACCCACUUGGACGACUGAAGGAUUACAGACAUAAGGCCACGUGGUAAUAUAAAACAAAGUACUACCAUUUAAUGUUGAAAGAAUCAAUAUUGAGUAUCAGGUCUAUUCCUUAGUUUUGAAAUGGAGGUUGAAAUUUUAGUAUCGAGACAUCACUAGCUCUUCACAUGUAGUAACAUGGAGGUGGUGGCGGCCAAAUACAUUUUUCCCUUGUAUUGAUCAAACCCGAUUUUUCAGUUUUAUUUUAUUUUUGAUUAUUAAAAAUGCAUAAAAUGUCUUCUAUUGAUAAUGUACAUACAAUUAACUAGAGACAUUUAUUAGUGCCAUUUAGUACAUAAAAUAGUCACAUUUCAUUCUCAAGAGUCUUGUAUCUGCUCCAACCCACAGGCUUUUUCUGACAGCAGAUUGGCUCUAGACCUCUCUAUUAAAAACACCCAAGCUGAUCAUUAGCUGACCAUUUCAAACUUGGAUUUUGAUUUGGUCAAAAUUUCACUUGCACAGCCCUGGUUCUGCUUCUCAGUGGCUCCGUGACUAGCUCUCCUGACUCACAUUUUACAAUCUGAAAGCUUGCAAUCGUGGUAAAUAUAAGAAUGCUAAAGUCUAUUGUAAUGCAUUUAAAUUUAAAUGUAUGUGAUUGGCCUGGGUAGGCGGUUACAUGUUACUCUAUUGUAGAACUGAUGUUUACCAAAGUGUAGGAAUCAGUGAAACUUGUGAAUGGACAUAGACAUAAACACUGCCCUAUGGAACAUGACGUGUAGAGGGUUUAUUACAAACACUACAGUGAUGUGAUUGUGAAAUGUGCUUAUUAAAUGAUUGUGUGCAGCUGGUGGAUGUAUCAGAGACCUGGAAAUCAUCUCAGUCAUAAAUUCACUUUUUGGGGGUUAUUUGAACAAACUGUAGACUUGGUUGUUGGGCCCAGUUCCCUGAAAACAUCCACUCUGUUUCAGAGGUUAGCCUUAGCGAGCGAUGUUUCAUGUAUGAAUGUGUGCUAGAGGAUGUAUUCAUAAGAAAGGGGUAUUCCAUUGAUACUUUGCAGUGACAUCACACUGGGAGUGUUCCACAUACAUCUCUAUGGUGAAAUGUUCAGCAGUUACCAUGGUAACACAAUGCACACAUUAGCAAACACUGUCAAAAAACAUUUUAAGAUAGUUUGAAAACUCAAAAAAAAAAAAAAUACAAAAUUGAUUUACUUCAGAAAAAAAUACAAAAUGGAUUUAAGCCAGUGAUCAAUACGUGUGUCCAUGGUCCCGUUUCGGUGUUUGAUUUUCAACAAAAAUUUGAGUGACUGUCUUAAAAUCUGUUGGGUAAUGCUAGCUUGUGACUGUGUUAUUUGAGGGACUUGUUUAACAGCACAAAUCAUCUCACCUGUUGUAUUUUCAGACAGAGCAGAUCUUACAGUUUGCGUUUUGCGUCACACCCCACGGCAAUGUUGAUGACAUCGGCUGCAAAGUAUCAAUUACAUUCUUUAUACUUUUAUUUUAUUUUAAAUGAGUUGAGAUUAGUGAGGUUUUGUUAGAUAGACAAAAGCACAAAUAUUGUUUCUUGUAGAAGGUGUAGGAUGUGGAGUAGAGCUGCUAUCACCUCACUGUGUCCCAGCCCACAGAGCUUCACUUCUGACUUGAGUUCUUUAGAGUUCCUCAGUUGUUCCUCUGAUAGACUCACUGGGGCCGGCGCCCCCUGGUGGACUUAUGCAAUAACUGUUUACGGUUCGGGGCUGUGACUGCAGACACAGACUGCUACAAGCACAAUGUGCAACUCCACCUUUUUAGUCCCAGAGUCUUUCUAUCUUUGUGCUUUAAAGGCUUUUUCAGAUGUCAAUAAAAGCAUUUUCUUAAA